AUGUGUUGGUGUGUGUGGUGGCGGUGUGUGUGUGAGCGGGCCACCCAGCGCGCGGCCACACAAGGCGCCCACCCACGUGGCAGGGGCGCCGAGCCGCGGCCCGCUCUAGCUCCUCUGCCAAACUGCUACCAUGCACUGGACGCCGAUACUCCGUGCCGACACUCGGUUAUUAAGACAUGCGAUAUUGGGACAGUCCGAUACUGGCGCCAGCAUUUAAAAGGAGAGAUAGAUGUUGGCAUCGCUAGCGCUUCUGACGGGCGGCCGAAGCAAAUUCUACAGAAUUUCUUAGAAAAA
This is a messenger RNA of Brenthis ino (lesser marbled fritillary), 294 nucleotides long. NCBI's taxonomy places the organism in Eukaryota, Metazoa, Arthropoda, Insecta, Lepidoptera, Nymphalidae. The record is from the annotation of a GenBank genome assembly.